CUGGGUGCGCGGGCAGCGCCCCGCCCUGCCCCGCGAAGCCACCGUGGGGUCCCCGCGCAGACCCAGCGACCGAGGGGCCGGGCUGAGCCUCGGGCCAGGCUGGUCCCCCUGCAGCCCAGGGCCUGGGGGAGACGCCAGGCGGCGAGGUAGCCUUGAGAACUUGCUGGCGAGACACUGGGCUCUGGACUCCAACAGGGCUGAGUCACACCCUGGCUCUACCACUCGGGAAUUGUGUGACUUUGAGCAAACCUCGGACUCUCUUGGAAGCCCCAUUUUCUGCCUGUAAGACUAUUCUCCUCCCUUUCUCCUGGAGCAGCACUUCCAAAGCUGCAGGGAGGCUGACGUGACCUGACAGCUUGUCCAGGGGCCAUCACCGGUGGUGGAGGUUGGGGUGAGAUGGGAAGAAGAAAGGGACACCUGCUCAGCAAACUUUUGCUUCCAGCCACCAAAGGCAGAGGGAAAACCAAGCUGCUGCUAUUGACAGUACAACCUGAAGGAGGUGGAGCCGUCCCCAGGGAGCCUCUGGGGCUUGCUGACAUCCACGACUACCAGCUGCAGGCGCCGGCCCACUCCUCAGCCCCUGCUGGGGCCCCCCAGGAGCGGUGGCGCCCCCUGGAGGAGCGACUGGGAAGGCUGGAGGCUGAGGUCACAGAGCUCAGAGAACAGAACAAAGACCUGCAGGGGAGGGUGAGGCAGCUGGAGUCCUGUGAAUGCCACGCGGCUUCGCCCCAGUGCUGGGGGCUGGGUCGGGCCUGGCCCGAGGGGGCUCGCUGGGAGCCUGAUGCCUGCACAGCCUGUGUCUGCCAGGACGGGGCUACACACUGUGUCCCCCAGCCUGGGCUGCCCCAUUGCCAUGGCUGUAGCCACAAUGGUCAGGCCUAUGGCAAUGGGGAGACCUUCGCCACAGAUGCCUGUACCACCUGCCGCUGCCUGGAAGGAGCCGUAACCUGCACCCAGAAGCCAUGCCCAAGAGGACCCUGCCCGGAGCCGGGAGCGUGCUGCCCGCACUGCGAGCCCGGCUGUACUGGAGGCCACAGGAGUGGGGAAACGUGGCAACUGGAGCCCUGUGUCAUCUGUACCUGUCAGGCAGGGACGGUGCAGUGCCAGGGGCCCUCAUGCUCAGAGCUCAACUGCCUGGAGAGCUACACCCCACCUGGGGAGUGCUGCCCCAUCUGCCGGCCAGGCUGUGAGUAUGAGGGACAGCUUUAUGAGGAGGGGGCCAACUUCCUGUCCAGCUCCAACCCUUGUCUCCAAUGCUCCUGCCUGAGGAGCCUGGUUCGCUGUGUGCCCGUGAAGUGCCCGUCCACCCCCUGCCCUGAACCAGUCCUGAGGCCCGGGCGCUGCUGCCCGACCUGCCAAGCCCAAGGCUGCACAGAAGGUGGUUCUCACUGGGAGCAUGGCCAAGAGUGGACCACACCUGGGGACCCCUGCCGGAUCUGCCAGUGCCUGGAGGGCCACAUCCGGUGUCACCAGCGAGAAUGUGCCAGCCUGUGCCCAUACCCUGCCCGGCCCCUCCCGGGCACCUGCUGCCCUGUGUGCAAUGGCUGUUUCCUAAAUGGGCGAGAGUACCGCAGCGGGGAGCCCGUGGGCUCUGGGGACCCCUGCUCCCACUGCCGUUGUGCCAAUGGGAGUGUCCACUGUGAGCCUCUGCCCUGCCCACCCACGCCCUGCAGACACCCAGGCAGGAUCCCUGGGAAGUGCUGCCCAGUCUGUGACAGCUGUGAGUACCAGGGACACCAGUAUCAGAGCCAGGAGACCUUCAGACUCCAAGAGAGUGGCCGCUGUGUCCGCUGCUCCUGCCAGGCCGGCGAGGUCUCCUGUGAGGAGCAGGAGUGCCCGGGCGCCCCCUGCACCCUGUCUGACUCUGGCCCCCAGCUCUGCCCAGCCUGCGUGCUUGGUGUAGAGGAGUUUGCUGAGGGGGUCCAGUGGGAGCCUGAUGGUCAGCCCUGCACAACCUGUUCCUGUCAAGCUGGGGUGGCCGUGUGCAGGGCUUUGCUCUGCUCCCCAGCCCCCUGCCAGCACCCCACCAAGCCCCCUGGUGCCUGCUGCCCCAGCUGUGAGAGCUGCACCUACCACGGCCAAGUGUACGCCAACGGGCAGAACUUCACAGAUGCAGACAGCCCUUGCCACACCUGCCACUGCGAGGAUGGGACCGUGACAUGCUCCUUGGUCAACUGCCCUCCCACAACCUGUGCCAGGCCCCAGAGUGGACCCGGCCAGUGCUGCCCCAGGUGCCCAGACUGCAUCCUGGAGAAGCAAGUGUUUAUGGAUGGCGAGAGCUUCUCCCACCCCCGAGACCCCUGUCAGGAAUGCCAGUGCCGGGAAGGCCAUGCCCACUGCCAACCUCGGGCCUGCCCCAGGGCCUCCUGUGCCCACCCGUUGCCUGGUCCCUGUUGCCAGAACAACUGCAAUGGCUGCGCCUUUGCUGGGAAAGAGUACCCCAACGGAGCAGACUUCCCCCACCCCUCCGACCCCUGCCGCCUGUGUCGCUGUCUGAGCGGCCACGUGCAGUGCCCGGCCCGCCGCUGCCCGCCCUUGCCCUGUCCAGAGCCACUCCUGUUGCCAGGAGAGUGCUGCCCGCAGUGCCCGGCCACUCCCUCUGGUUGCCCUCGGCCCGGGGGCGGGGUCCCCGUCCGUCACCAGGAGCACUUCUCCCAGCCCGACGACCCCUGCCGCCGCUGCCUCUGCCUCGACGGCUCCGUGUCCUGCCAGCGGCUGCCCUGCCCACCGGCGCCCUGCGCCCACCCGCGCCAGGGCCCCUGCUGCCCUUCCUGUGACGGCUGCCUGUACCAGGGGAAGGAGUUCGCCAGCGGCGAGCGCUUCCCUUCGCCCACUGCCCGGUGCCACAUCUGCCUCUGCUGGGAGGGCAGCGUCAGCUGUGAGCCCAGGGCCUGUGCCCCAGCACAGUGCCCCUUCCCUGCCAGGGGUGACUGCUGCCCUACCUGUGAUGGCUGCGAGUACCUAUGGGAGUCCUACCUGAGCAGCCAGGAGUUUCCGGAUCCCCGAGAGCCCUGCAAUCUGUGUACCUGUCUCGGAGGCUUCGUGAACUGUAGCCGCCGGCCCUGUGAGCCUCUGGGCUGCAGCCACCCGCUCACCCCGUCUGGGCACUGCUGCCCGACCUGCCAGGGAUGCCUCUAUCAUGGGGUCACCGCUGCCCCCGGAGAGACCCUUCCUGACCCGCUCGACCCCACCUGCUCCAUCUGCACCUGCCAGGAAGGCUCCAUGCGCUGCCAGAAGAAGCCGUGUGCUCCAGCUCUGUGCCCCCAUCCCUCCCCAGGGCCUUGCUUCUGCCCUGUUUGCCACAGCUGCCUCUCUCAGGGCCGGGAGCACCAGGACGGGGAGGAGUUUGAGGGGCCCGCAGGCAGCUGUGAGCGCUGUCGCUGUCAGGCUGGCCAGGUCAGCUGUGAGCGGCUGCAGUGCCCACCUCUGCCCUGCCCACUCCAGGUCACAGAGCCGGGGAGCUGCUGCCCUCGCUGCAGAGGCUGCCUGGUUCAUGGGGAGGAGCACCCUGAAGGCAGUAGCUGGGAGCCCCCCGACAGCCCCUGUUCCUCCUGCAUGUGUCAUGAGGGUGUCAUCACCUGUGCCCGCGUCCAGUGUGUCACCUCCUGUGCCCAGCCUCACCUGGGGCCCCGUGACUGCUGCCCUCCAUGCUCUGCCUGUGAGCAUGAGGGUCAGAAGUAUGAGCCUGGGGAGAGCUUCCAGCCUGGCGCAGACCCCUGUGAAGUGUGCACCUGUGAGCUGCAGCCUGAGGGAACUCCCAGCCUUCGCUGUCACCGGCGGCAGUGUCCCAGCCUGGUGGGCUGUCCCGCCAGCCAGCUCCUGCCCCCUGGGCCCCAGCAUUGCUGCCCCACCUGUGCCCAGCCGCUGAGUCCCUGCACGGAGCACCUCCGGGGGUCUAAGCUGGCCCCGCCAGACCCCUGCUACACCUGCCAGUGCCAGGACCUGACUUGGCUCUGCAUUCACCGGGCCUGUCCUGAGCCCAGCUGUCCCCUGUUGGAGCGCCAUACCCCCCCUGGGAGCUGCUGUCCCGUGUGCCAGGAAUGUGUGGUGGAAGCUGAGGGCCGGAGAGUGGCAGAUGGAGAGAGCUGGCGGGACCCCAGCGACGACUGUAUCACUUGCACCUGCCGUCGGGGCCGCGUGGAGUGCCACCUGGAAGAGUGCCAGGCCCUCUCCUGCCCCCACGGCUGGGCGAAGGUGCGGGAGGCUGGCAGGUGCUGUGAGAGAUGCCAAGCCCCCGCCCAGUCGUGCGCGCACCAGGGCCGGCAGGUGGCCUCCGGGGAGCGCUGGGCCGUGGACGCCUGCACCAGCUGCUCCUGCGUAGCCGGCGCCGUGAGCUGCCAGAGCCAGCGCUGCCCGCCGCUCUCCUGCGGGCCCGACGAGGCCCCCGCCCUGCGUCCCGGCAGCUGCUGCCCCCGCUGCCUGACCCGGCCCGCUUCCUGCAUGGCCUUCGGAGACCCUCAUUACCGCACCUUCGACGGCCGCCUGUUGCACUUCCAGGGCAGCUGCAGCUACGUGCUGGCCAAGCACUGCCGUGGAGGCGACUUUAGCGUGCACGUGACCAACGAUGACCGGGGCCGGAGCGGCGUGUCCUGGACCCACGAGGUGGCCGUGCUGCUGGGAGACGUGGCCGUGCGGCUGCUGCAGGGCAGGGCGGUCACGGUGGACGGGCGCCCCGUCGCCUUGCCCUUCUUGCAGGAGCCUCUGCUGUAUGUGGAGCUGCGGGGACGCACGGUGAUGCUACACGCCCAGCCGGGGCUCCAGGUGCUGUGGGAUGGGCAGUCCCAGGUGGAGGUGAGAGUGCCUGGCUCCUACCGGGGCCAGAUUUGUGGGCUCUGUGGCAACUUCAAUGGCUUUGCCCAGGAUGAUCUGCAGGGCCCUGAGGGGCUGCUCCUGUCCACUGAGGCUGAGUUUGGGAAUAGCUGGCAGGUCCCAGAGGGGCCAGGACCUGGUCGGCCCUGUUCCAAGGGCCGUGAGGUGGAUCCAUGCCGGGCAGCAGGGUACCGUGCCAGGCGUGAGGCCAACGCCCGGUGCAGGGUGCUGAAGUCCUCCCCGUUCAGUCGCUGCCAUGCCGUGGUGCCACCAGAGCCCUUCUUUGCCGCCUGCGUGUAUGACCUCUGUGCUUGUGGUCCUGGCUUCUUGGCUGACAAAUGCCUCUGUGACGCCCUAGAAGCCUAUGCCAGCCACUGUCGCCAAGCAGGGGUGACUCCUGCCUGGCGGGGCCCCACGCUCUGCGUGGUGGGCUGCCUCCUGGACCGUGGCUUCGUGUUUGAUGAGUGUGGCCCACCCUGUCCCCGCACCUGCUUCAACCAGCAUGUCCCCCUGGGGGAGCUGGCGGCCCACUGCGUAAGGCCCUGUGUUCCCACCUGCCGGUGCCCCGCAGGCCUGGUGGAGCACGAGGCCCACUGUAUCUCACCCGAGGCCUGCCCCCCAGUCCUACUCACUGGGGACCAGCCACCCAGCACUCUGCCCAACCCCAGCCAGAAGCCCCAGGGCCAGGAACCCUGAGCCAGGACGACACCGACCAGAAUUCAUCAGGCUAGAAGUGUCCCCUCGGAGAGAAGCUCCCACACUGCCCGGGCAUCGGGAGCCUGGCUCUGGGCCCCGCAAAGGCCCCAGCCGUGUGGAGUCAGAAGCAGUAAACUCGGGAACUGCCCUAAGGUUUCUCUGUGUGAAUGUGUGCUGCCUCUGGGCGCUGCGCUGGUGGUGUGGGCUCUUUGGAACAUGGGGUCCAGAGGUCAGUGUCCCCAGACUCAGGGUGGUAGCAGCUGUGGGGUGGACUUUGCCCACUCUCUGCGCCUGCAUCUCUGGGCUGCCCCUACCUGCCACACCCUGGUGCUGCCUGGGAAACCCUGCGAUGGGCAGAAGGAGGACCCAGGUGUCCUGGUCCCAGCCCUGUGUUUACAUGUAGCAGGCACGGCCUGUGGCCCCCGUGUGCGGCCCUCUGUGGGGCUCUCUGUGGAUCCAGGUGGAAUCCUGCAGGGGCUGAGGAACACUGGGAAGGGGCUCAGUGCCCACAUGGCAUCCCCCUUUCCUUGGGGAUAUUGAGCGCUCAGGCACCUCCCGGGCCACCCUAAGAGCUGGUGACACAAGGACCCCACGCCUGGGUGGGGAACAGGAGAGAAUGUUUCUGUGAUGACAUACAGACACAUGUGAUGAAAUACACACACACACACCUCAAAAACCCAGAUAAACACAUGCAUGUAUCCCUCGUGUGUUCGCAGCUACACCCACCCCUGACGGACAUGUGGGCAGGGGACACACAUGUGACUUUCAAAGACAUCCUUAUAGGGGAAAGGACGUGGGUUUUGAAAUAGGAAAAAAAAAUCUCUUUCUUUGACAAGAAAAGUCUCUUUUCAAAGAGAACUGUAUUUUGAGUUCUCUCUGCUACCUACCAGCUAUGUGACCUUGGUUUUCUUAGGGACCUUAGCUAAAGAUUGGGGUUGGGGGGACCCUGGUAUUCCAACAGGGAGUGAAGGGAGGGCGUUGGGCUGAACCAACCCCCCCCGCCCCCGCCCCAGCCUGCUUCCUCAGCCUGCUUCUGCUGCGGCCCCUUUCAUGGAGCGGUUACAAAGCGGCAGGCAGGCCAGGCUGCUCAUGACGGCAGGGGAUGCGAAGACUACAGACCAUCACGUAUGCCUGUUCCCUCCCCUUGUCGUUACUUCUACAAACUGUGUCCUUAUCUGCUGUAUCUCGUGUGUUGCGGAGAAUAAACAGAGCAUGGACAGCUUGGAGCAAGCACUAGGGAAGCGCGUUACUACUCACACUCGGGACCACAUUUUCCCAGAGGCUGUUUCUCGUGCUGUCUGUCCCCAGAUGAGGGAGACAGUGCCAUGUGUUAGGUAGGACAGCUUACUCUCUGGGGCCCGGUUUUCUUUUCUGUGAAAUGGGGAUGAAAACGAUACCACCUACUUCAUAGAGUUGCUUCAAGGAAGGAUUACGUGUACGUAGCAUUUUGUGUCCUGGCAUACAGUUAGUUGUUGGGAGCUGCUGCCUGUAUUGGGCAUAUAUCACAUACCAUAUAAUGCAGUUGCAAGCUUCAGAUAUACAUUUGACAUUUGAACAACACGGGUUUGAACUGCACGGGCCCACUUAUGCUCAGAUUUUUUUCAAUGGUAAAUACCACAGCACUACACCAUCCCAGGUAGGUUGAAUCCUCGGAUAUGGAGGGCAGACUAUAAGUUAUAUGUGGAUUUUUGACUGCAAGGAGGGUUGGGCCCCUAACCCCCGCGUUGCUUAAGGGCUAACCGUAUGUAUAAAAUAGAUGCUCAUUUGGGACUGCAAACACAUGCGCACACGUCGCUCUCUAUCAGGGCCACAGUCCUCACCUCACACUGCCACCCACGUGGCCGAGAAACCUGCAUCAGAGUCAGGUUUCUCUGAGACUUGGCUGGGGCCCAGGCCCUGGCUCAGAUGUCAGGGCCCCACGUUACUGAGCCCAGGAGCCUUUGUCUCCUCCUUGCGCCUGUCCGCAGCUCCUCAUCUUCCUCCUCUCUCCAGGAGCAGCUGGGGGAGGGGAGGGGGGUGGACGUCCUCCCUGGCCCCCUGCCCCAUGGAGCAGGCAGCCACACCUGGGGGCCUAGGGCUCCCCUGUAGCCCCAAGCAGGCCUUGGCCCUGUACCAGCACCUCUUCCGGUGCCCUGCAGGCCUGGGCCAGCUCUGGGCUGCCCUGCAACAGGUGAGGGUGACAGGGCACCAUCUACGAGGGGGCAGGCUCUCCAUGGGGUCUGACUCCACCUUGCCUCCCCAUGUGGGAGAUGGCCGGACCUGUCCCUCAGGCCUCGAACUGCCCACCGUGCUGCUGCAGAUGGAGCGGAGCCGGCGGGCCCAGGAGCAGGUAGGCGGUCGUCGGCCAGGGAGGGUGGCAGAGCGCAGGAUGCGUGCCCGCUCACAUCCUGGCACCCCACCUUCCUGCAGCUCCUGUGGGAUUUGGAGCUGCUGACCGGGGCGGGGCUGGGCGUCUCCUGGCCCCCCUGGGCCCAGUUCUGCGGUCUGAGGGACCGGGCCCAGUGUGCGUGGAGCCAGUGCAGCAAGCCCCGUGGUAGGACGGAUGGGGGCUCUGAGCGGCGGACGAGUGGGGUGAGCUGGGGUGUGGCUGAGGGCGGGGGUGUCAGUGAAACACUGGGGCACUUGUAGUGGUUGAGAAGUGGAAGGAAUGUGGGCUCUGGAGACAGAUGGAUCUGGGUUCAAAUCUCUGCUCUGACGCUCCCUGUGGACCGUAAGCCUGUUUCCUCAGCUACAAGAUGGGGAAGAUAAUAGCUCUUUUUCAGAGCACUGCUGGGAGGAUUGUGAACUCAUCUGUGUAAAGGAUUUAGCACCAUGCCUGGCAUACAGGACCAUUCUGGCUUGCUACCAUUCCACAGUGAACUAUCUUGGUCAAAUCAACAGCGUGGUGACACCUAGAAGCCUUUAGACAUGGCUGCAGCAAGGGAGGAAAGCAGGCCUGGCGGUGCCCAGAGGGCAGAGGCACUGAUGCCCAGGGUGGCCCAGAGAUGAGACCCUGAGCAGCCCCAGCCCCAGGCCCCUCCUUCCGGGGCUGGUGGCUGGUCCCACCCUUCUAGGAAGGAGGGUGCUGUGGUGACUGGGAACUAGGAUGUGCCUCGAGUCCUGGCUCAGCCACCAACUGCCUGAGGCCCUUUGGGCAGAAUUCCAGGCUGUGCCCAUCGCCCCAGGCUGAGGACUCCCUGAGCCAGGACCGUCAGCUUCUGGAGGGGUGAGUCUCCCAGGGAAUUCUGUCCACUCCGUGUUGCCACACAAAGUGACCAAACACUGGACCCUUUGCCCUGUCUCCCUCCACAGCCCUGCCCAGCGACCCCUCCUCGGGCCCCCAGAUCCUCCUGGGGUUCUCACUCAGUUGUACCCAUGUGGUUGCCCCACAGCCUCUGGACAGGGUAACCCUGAGUUCCAGCUCCUGGAACCCAGUGGUGGGUGCAGGCGUGGGGAAGGCCUCCGUGGACUGAGUUUCGAUCUUGGGGUGGGAAGGCUCCGCAGCCUGCUGUGGGUGAGGAGUCUGGCAGACAGGCUGCCCCCAGCCAAUCGGAGCCCAGAUGCAAGAGGUGCACCUGAGGCAGCCUUUGCACUCCUGCAGGGGGCUGGCAAAGGACCCAUCAUCAGCCCUGGAUCUGACUGAAGCCAGGUUUGCUGCAGACCCAAGGUGGGAGAGCCCUGGCAUGCCUGCAGAAGGGCCCACAUCUGGUUGCUCACAAGAGCUGAACCUCACCACCAGCAGUAGCUUUGGAGAACCAGGAAGCUCAGAGUUCAAGGUGAAAGGGUCGAAGCGUCCUGGGCAAGACCCCUCUCAGAUUGGGGAUAGCAGAGGUGGGGUGUGCCUGGGAGGAGACUGCAGGGGUGAGAAGCCCACAGCCAGGUGGAAGAAGGGGCCAUCACUGAAGCACCUUUUACACUACAUAACAUGGGUUUUACGAAUUUAGGAAUCGGGCAAGGGCCCUAAUGGAAGUGAGGCCCACUGGGGUAGCCACUGGGGUCUCCAGGCUCCCCUGGGGGAAGUGGCCCUGGCACGAGGAUUCCCUCACAAACCCGGGAAAGGUGCUCUUCCUUCCUAGGAGCUGGCCCAGAGGGAAGACGGGGAGCUAGCAGGGCCCAUGCCCAGGGGCCCCAUCAACCACCAUCCAGAAGCCUACAGGAGAAGCUGGCUCAGGGAGCCCCAGGGCCCUCAGGCCUCCCCUCCCAGGGCCUGCCAGAACCCCCGGAUCCCCUGGAGGGGCUGAGCUGCAGCCUGGGCCAGGAGAGAGCAGAACUAAAGAAACUGCUAAGAAUUGAGAUUCCUCAGAGUCAGAGAGAGGGGGCCCCUCAGGAUCAGAGAGGGAAGGCCCUCCAGGGGGAGGACAAAGAAGUUCCCCCAAGUAAGAGAGAGAAGACAAACGAGGGUCAGAGCGGGGAGGCCCCUCAGGCUCUGAGGGAAGAAGUCUCGGAAGGUCAAAGGUGGGAGGCCUCCCAGGGUGAGAACAAAGAGGCACCUCGAAGUCAAAGCGGAAGUCGCCUUAAGUGCCGGAGAAAGGAGGUCCUCCCGGAGCAGAGCGAGGAUUCUCCUCAGGGCCCGGAAGUGAAGACGCUUCAGUCUUCCGAGGGCAGAAGCCGUAUCUCACAAGCCUGGGAGGUGGCUCGGGGAGAGGCACCUACACCGCCCCGGGAGGAAGGCGGCUCCCUGGGGAUUCCGGGGGGCUUCUGCAGGCCCCUGGGAGAACGGAUGCCGCAGCCUGGGGGAAGGGAGGGCGCGCACCCGCGGGGAAGAACCACGCAGCUGAGGCAGGUUAAGACCGGUGGCCCGAGAGGAGAGAGCGCAGCGGCCGUGAGAGAGCAGGGGCCCGCCCGGGAAGGGGCGCCGGCUCCCCUUACGCCCCCGGGGCCUCCGGCCCGGCCGCCGCUCCCACGCCCAGGAGCGGUGUUGCUGGCGGCCCUACGCACUGGUGGUUCCGAGCAGCGGGAGCGCCCCGCAGCUCUCCCAGGGCAUCCGGGCCUGCUGAGCGAUCCGCACUCGCUUCGGGGCCCGGGAGGAAGCCCUGGCCCCGCGGAGCAGGAGCUGGGCGGCUCCAUGGGGCUCCCGGGCGCCCUCGGGGGGCGGAGGGAAGGUGCCGAGGCCCCCAGAGCCUCGAAGACCGCGUGGCCCGAGUCCCCGAGCAGGGACAGGCGGUCUGCGGGCGUGAGCGCGGCGCAGCAGGAGACGGCUCUGCAGCGGCUGCUGGAGCUGCACAGUGAGGCCAGGCGUCGGCGGCAACAGGACCGCGAGCAGCAGCGGCUCCGGGUCUUGGAACGCCUCCGCAUCGCCAGGAACCGCCACUGCCGCGUGCAUCCCUUGAGACCCCCACCGAGCCCGGCUCAGCUCCCACGACAGGCAAGACCCCUAGGCGAAGGCGGUGGGGCCGCCAAAACCCUGCCUGGGCGGGGGACGGGGCGCGACCUGGGUCCCUUUGACUUGCGCGCACCGCGCACUUGCGAUGACACCUGCGGAGCGGGAGGGGCCGGCCUGCCCGGCUGCUGCCCUCUGCUGGCCGCAUCGAGCCCCGGGGCUGGGAGGCGCGGGCGCUCAGCGCUCGGCGCCGCCCCAGGAGGACGCGGCCGGGCAGCGGAGCGCCCUGCGGGAGCAGCUGAAGCAAAUGCAACGGGAGAGGACCGGGCGGCUGCGAGCCCUCGGGGCCAGGAACACCCAGAACUUCCAGCAACUUCUGUGGCCCCCUGGCUCUGAGGAGCCUGCGCCUGGAGAGCAUCGCUCACUCUUCCCAGCCCUCUCUGGUCACUGCUGAAUCCUCAAAGGGACGAUUAAAGAGACGGGGAUUUAAGGAAAAAGCAAGAGGGCAACCUGUAGGUCAGAGGUAGUUUCAGAAAGGCCCGGAACGCAGCCUCAGGGCCUGGGGAGAGCCAGACACAGACACGCAUGGCACUUUCGGCCCACCACGUGUGUUAUUUCUUCUUCCCUCCCCUAAGCCCACUGCCUGGCCCAAGGUCAGAGGGCCAGGUCCCGGGGGUCAAGCAGUGCGAAGGCCCCAUUCUUGCGGAAGAAAGAUUCAAUGCGGCACAUCUUGCAGGAGACCAGUUCUUGCUUCACUGGGGGGCCUGGGAAAAGAUGUCAGAGGCCAGGAAUGGAUUCCUGGGAAAGGAACUCGCAGAGCCCGGGAGCCCUGCCUGCAUAACCCUAGGAAUCUGCCUGUGUUGUAUCCACUUUGAGCUGGAGAAAACAUGUGACUGAGUAGUCUCACUUGAAAUUCAUGACCACAGACAGCAAAGGGACAUGUCUCAUCGCCCAGAAAACCCACAACACUCCCUGGCAUAUUCUUUUCCCCACACCUGGACUCUUCAUCUCCAGCUGCACCAUUGCCUUCGCUCCUCUCCUGCCCAGCCGAUGACCAUGACUCAAUCCAGAUGGACAGCCUUCUGGCCAAUACCAUCUCCCUACCCCUCGCUGUGUCCUCUGCCUUCUCCAGUUUGAUCCAGCCCUGGAGCUCCCUGGAAUCAAUUUCAGUCCAAAGCUAAGGGCCAUGGCUUCUACCUCCCCUGCUUGGAAGGCUCCCAACCGAACAGCUAAUGAAGAUGAGGGUGCAUGCUGGUGUAUUCCUUACGCUGCCUUCGGGUGUCAACUCGCAAGAGAGUCGAGUGCUUGCAAUGCCCGGAGCCUGCUCUACGGGUGAAAUGUGGGAGCCCCUGCAGGGGAGCUGAGACUAGCCCCCUCCGGGCCUGGACCCUCCGGACGCUCAGCUCUGGCGGGCCAGGCUUGGCCAAGGGGCUGGCGCCCGCCCGUCACGAGCUCUGUUCCCCUUCUUUCCUGACACACGGUCAUGUGACAGGGGGGAGUUUGUGGAUCCGACAUAGCUCCGGUCCCACCGAGACCCAAAAGGGAACUUGGGACGCGGAGGCCCCCUUUUCGGAAGCGGAGGUGGACCGACUUCCUCGACCCUCUUGGACGGGGUCUGACACUUCGGCCAAGGUCUGGAAGCCCAGGGCCGCCCCCCGCCUUCUCCCCGCGCUCCCACCAGGCAGCUGAAGGUCCCGUUCAGGCCUCGCGGGCUACCGUACCGGAAAGUGUCUUCGAUCUCAUUGAUGGUAGUAUCUUUCUCCACCACCAGGAAAUUAGGGUGGCGGUUCUUGUUAAGCUCCCCUAUGCCGCCCAGCAGGAAGCCAGUCACCGUGUCCUCGUCUCCGAUCACCGCAAUUAGCUUCCCCCUCCCCGCCAUCCUCACAGUCCGGCAACGAUCAGCCGCAGCCUCCGGGUGUCACCAAAGCCCCGCCGCGGCAGUGCACCUCCUUUUCGGCCGCACCUCCCCCCGCCCCGCUCUUUAGGCAUGCGCAGUUCCACCACUCCGCCUCCCGGGACAUGCGCAUUAAGAGCAAAAGCGCCUGAAUCCGAAUACGGCUGCGCCAUAAAAGGGAGGUCCGAACCGGGGAGCUACGGUUCCCAGAAGUCCACGCGGCACAGCAGUCUCUCGGAGGCGCGUUCGAUCGGUAAGUUCGACGAACUUGUUGAGGCUACUGCUGUUAGGCGCCGAGACGCCAAAGAAAAGACGGUACCUGUUCUCGAGAGUAAGGUCCGAGUCUGUAUCGUGUAUGUACGUAACUGUGACACAGCUAGUGUUAUUUAUUCAGUUAAUAAAAGGAUGGGCAAGUUAAUGAUGAUACUCUGUAGUGAGGUAGAGCGUUGACAAAGCACUGUGUCAAUUGCUAAAACGUGAGAAGUACGUGGAAGCAAACAUCAGGUGUAACUAACCCAUGGGAGAGGGGGCGCGCAGAGAAGGCCGCCAGCAGGAUGAAGGGCUAGAGGUGAGGACGAGAGGGUGUUCUCAGGAAGAGGAGCAGCACGUGCGAACACUUAGCGGGGACUAGAGAGAAUAAGUGCCUUUAAGAAAAGAUAAAGAAUCUGGAAGUUAUCCUGAGGACAGAGUUGUUCUGAAGCCACUGAAGGAUUUUAAGCAAGAGAAUGAUAUGGCCAGGUUUAUGUUUUAGCGAUAGCAUUGAGAUCGUGCUGUGUGUGGAGGUAAGACUAAGAUGGAGAAACCAUUGUGGUAAGAGAUGGUGAUGGCCAGAAAGAAGCCAGGGAGUGGGGAUGGGGAAUGUGAGAGUCAGGUGGAGUCAAGAGAUAUUUAGAGACAAAAAUGGACAGAACUGGGUUUGCGGUUGGUUAUGUUUGGGAAGUUAGACCAGGUGACUUCCAAGUUUCUGGCCUGUGCAGCUAGGUGGACAGGAGUAACAUUCCUCAGGGAGUGAACUCUGUAUGAGAUGAACAUGUCGAAGGAGAGAGGUCCGCUCGCUCCUCCACCCUUUUAACAAAAAGGCGUCCUGCAUCUGGCAUGUGAUUUGCAAGUUUAGAGCACUUGAGACAUCCAGAUGGUCUGGUCUAUUGGUUAUCUCUGUGAUGGGCCUGGGAUUUGGACAUACCUGGUUUGAAUCUCGACCCUGCUACUUAGAGGUAUGAUUUGGGACGCAUCACCAAAGUUCUCAGGACCGUGAUCUCUUCAGAUAAUACUAUGCCCACCUCAUAGGCCGUUAGGAUUGAGGUAGAGGCACUAAAUGCAGAGCACCUGUGGCCAUACUGCAGUUGGGGGAGAGCAGCUGAGCUGGAUAUCUAUCCAUAAACACAUCCGCUCACAGGUGGAGGGCAGCCGAAGCUGAGGAGGCCAGCAAACCUUGCAGGAAAACGCUCCCAUCUGGGGGCGAGGUGGGAGGGAAGGCAGAGAGCGAGGAAGGGUGUGUGUAGAAGCACUUGGCUCAGUGCCUGGCACAGAGCUGACCCUUAACGGCCACGAAUGGUUGGGUACUUGAGAAGGGAUCCUGCCUUUAAAGGGUCCGUCAGGUAAAGUAGGGAGCUGAGACAGUGCCACGUUUAUCACACACGCCUUCAUUCAACCAGCAUUUAGCAAAUGUGGUCAUGGAGAGGCUGAGGACACAAGAUUGAUAAAAUACAAUUUCUGUCCUCAACUCCCUCGGGACUGAGGGGAGAGUAAAAAAUAUCACAGGGAGGGAGGUAGACCUACAGAAGAAAGUGGGCCCUAGAAGAGUCUUGCAGGGGAAAGGUAAGAAGAAACUUAAAGAGGAGCCAGGAGGCAGACAGCCUAUUGAGUGAAGAGGCGGGGGGAGGGGGUGUUUGGAGCCAGGCCACGUGUGUUGGGUUUUCUUUGGCCUACCCAAAGAAUCAUUGGGGGAUCAGUUGAGUGAAAUGCUGCUUUGCCCUGCUCUGGCUACUCAAUUGCUCAUUUACUCAUUGGUCACACUUGUCUGUAUCGGACCGCCCAGGGAGCACAGUCUGGUGAGGGAGACCGACCCUCAGAUACAAGGUCACAGAUGAGGGUAGUAAAUGCAGCCAGAGAUGUGCCCCAGGUCAGUAUGAGAGCUGGGGGCAGGUCUAGAAGGACUAGAAGGACAGGAAGGGGUUUGGGAAAGCUUCGUGUUGGCCAGGAAGAUGAGGAGGGUGGAGAGGCAAGGGUGUUCCUGGGCAGAGCCCCAAACUGCAGCACGGCUGCCUGGGAAACUAGAGGUUGUGGAGAGGGUUAGAGGUGGAGGGUGCAGUGAGGAAUGGGCACAGUGCCCGACUGGGGGCUGGGGGCCUUUUUUUUUAAGAUGUUGGGGGUAGAAAUUUAUUAAUUAAUUUUUGCUGUGUUGGGUCUUCGUUUCUGUGCGAGGGCUUUCCCUAGUUGUGGCAAGCGGCGGCCACUCUUCAUCACGGUGCGCGGGCCUCUCACUAUCGCGGCCUCUCUUGUUGCGGAGCACAGGCUCCAGACGCGCAGGCUCAGUAGUUGUGGCUCACGGGCCUAGUUGCUCCGCGGCGUGUGGGAUCCUCCCAGACCAGGGCUCGAACCCGUGUCCUCUGCAUUAGCAGGCAGAUUCUCAACCACUGCGCCACCAGGGAAGCCCCUGGGGGGCUUUUUGAAUGAAUGGGUAGGAAGGCUGGUGUCUGAACCUAUAGGCCUUGGAGGCCUUGUUAGGACACGUAGACUAGCCUGGAGAGAAGGGAGCCACAGAAGGGCCCUGGGCCAGAGAGGGCCAUAGUCCCUGUGAUGUGACCCCGCCCUCUGGCUGCAGUGUGGAGGGCUAGUUGGAGGGAGCUGGCUGGUGGGCCAGGAAGGCUAGUGGAGGGGCCAGUUCAGGAGGGAGGACCUAAGCCAGGUCAGGGCUGGAGGUGGGGAGGGAGCAGGCCCAGCUUUGACCCAGGACCUGGCUGGAGUGAAAGGUUCCUGGGUUUGUGCCUGCCUGCUGGGUGAGGAGCAUUACUGCUUGAGCCAGUGCUGUUUUAAGGUCCUAAAAAUUUUGAGAACAUCCUUGAGAUCAGGCUGAGUGGAAACUGGCCUCCUGGUGGUCCUAGGGCAGUCUUCUAGAACAUAGUGUCCACCUCCCUCUCCCACCCACCAGCUCUCCAGGAAUCUGAGGACCAAGCCCACAUCCCUGGCAUGCCCCCCCAGCCCCUUCUUUCAAGCAUUCUGUCAACAUUCCAGACCUCCCCAAACAGAUGGCCCAGAGGGGGCCGCUCUCUGCCCCAGGCCCUCCCCCUUGACCUGACUCAGUCCUCCAGGGGAGAGGCAGCCAGCCUCUGCUUCCCAGGGCCUGGUGGCCAGCCGUGGGGAGCACACACACAAGGAACAGCCAGGCCUCUGCGACAGGCGGCACUUUAUUUGUUUUCCACCUAAACGGCUCCCAGCUGAGCCGCAUGACAUGUGCAAAAGCCCCCCAGAAAGCUGGGCCUCGCAGUGUGUAAAAAAAAAAAGCCCCCCAUGGGGCAGAGCUGUGCAAUCUUAAAAAAAAAAGAGAAAUCAGUCCCCCAGGAAGCCUGGCUGGUAUCUCAAUUGCCCGGGGCCAGGACACGCACCAAGCCUGCUGCUGCUGGGUCCAUUUUCUCCUGCGAUUGUGCUUUCUCUUCCAAGUCCUUAACGCUCUGGGGUUGUGGCCACCAGAGGGGCCGGAUGCAGUCCUCAGUGGCAAGGAGGCCCCGCUGGCAGUGCAGUUUGAGGGCGACCUCUCUCACACAUGCAGACACCCCCAGACACGUGCUCCCCCACUGGCCUCAGCCCCGCCAGAAAACUCAGGGCUUCCCUGGCCCCCCAACCUCCAGUUCGCCCUCAUGUCACGUCUGAGGCAGGGACACUGCCCUGAGACGGACGAGGCCUUCCAACCCGGGGGGGCAGGGAGGGGGGCAGUGCCACUCCUUCCACCCCCAGGGCAGGUGUUUGUGGUGUCUGAUUCUGCGUGCGUGCAUCUGGGUGUGGCCUGUUUGUGUGUGUGUGUGUCUGUGAGUGUGUGUGGCCAGAGGUGGGGGCCGAGGCCGGGGGAGGCACUUCUGGGAUUCAGGGCACAUUGACUUUGAAGGGGCUUCCAGGGACACUUUCGUCGCCCCACUUGACGAUGAGGAUGUAAUCCCCUUUCUCCUUGACGGUGUAGGUGACGUUGUACACCCGGUUCCCCAUGUGCUUCACAUACACCUCCUCACAGGGGGUCUUGGGUCCGUGCACACCCACCAUCAUCAUGUUGGUGCCUGGAGAGAGAGGGAGCGAGGGUCAGGCUCACCCCAGGCCCUUGGGCCCACGUUCCCACGCACCUGCCCACCCUGGGGGUCUGCCCCCUUUCCCCCCGCUGCCUGCCUGCUUUGCUGCAGUCCACGGUGAACGAGUUCUUCUGGCCCACAAAGGCCUGGGACAGCCCAGGGCCCCGUGUCACCACCUUGCUGGCAUCUGAGGAGAACUUGGGGAUGGAGCUAUAGCUGGAACCCCGACUUGAGGACGACUUGGUCACAGUCUCCACCAGGACCGUGGACGUUUCGUGAAGGCUGUGGCCUCCAGACAGCCGGGGACCUGAGAGGCAGAGUGGGUGGCCACGAGCCUAGUCAGAGGCCUGCUCUUCCCCAGGCGGUAGGCCGUGUGCCAGCACUGACAGCCCCGCGUCCCCUUCCUCAGAUGCAGCGUGCUAGGAGUGGCAGCCCGUUCCAAACGGCUCCGGGGCAGGCUUAUCUCGAGGUCUGGAGCCUCGAUGGCUCCCCCCACACCCGACUUCUGGGCUUUGCCUGGGACCCCAAGUCACAGGGUAGAGUCCUGCUUUGAAAAGGAACAUGUAUCCAACUAAUCCUUCACGCAGCUUCCAAAAGGAAAGCUGGCUGAAACUUUACUGAGCUCUGUCUUCUUGGAAGCCAGAAAUGUGGGAAGAGGAGGGCAGAAAGUUAAGCAAAAGCUUGGGGAGCCGCCGCAGGGAAAAGGUUAGUCAAGUGAUGGACGAUAAAGAGCAAGGACUUGAUUUUUUUAAAUGAUGUACAUGAGUCCACGUGGAGAAUGGGGUGACGUGUAAAGCCAGGCCCACUUUAUUCCUGGUAACCUGACCCCGAUGUUUGGGGCAUAUGACCCGGAUGUGAAUGGCCACUGGAGCCAGCCAGUAUGGAAUGGGCUGGAGGGACCUUCCCCCCACCCAGGACACUCACCUGUGACUUUGGCCUUGAAGGGGCUGCCCACAAUGUGCUGGGGGCCACCAUACUUGAUGGCAAUGAGGUAGUUGCCAGGGGCCAUGGGAGUGUAAGUGACCACGUGGCCCUCAGGACAUUCCCGACAGUCCAGCUGCACCUUGGAGGGGCCGUCGAUGGUGACAGACAAGGCCCCCGAGCCCGCAUUCAGGGUGUUGACAAUGAACUCCGAUGACACUCCUGGGGACCAGAGAGGUAGCAAGGGUGUAGACAGGAAGGGCUUGGGGUCCAGAACUGGGAUGGGCCCAGGCUCCCCGGAGCAGGUCUCAUCAGCGCUGCCCCGCCUCUGGGGCAGACCAAUGUCCACCCCUCCUCCCCAGCCCCAGGCACUCACCUGUAGUGCCUCCCUCGAGCCCAGGACCAUAGGCUGACACCAAGCCUGGGUCCCCAGCCUGGCUCUGCUCCCCAACUCGGAUCUUGAAGGGACUGCCAGGGAUGUGGGCACCGUUGAACUUGACGUCAAUGGAGUGGACGCCAUUCUCGUGGGGGAUGAAACGGAUGGUGUGCUUGUCUGUGGGUCAGACGUUGGUGGGUGAGCCUUUGUCCUUCCCUCCCCUUCCCAGAAAGUCCCAGCCUGGCAGGGAGAGGGCCAGCUCACCACUGUCCAGCUCAGAGACGUAGCACUCCUCCACCGCACCCGAGGGCGUGUGCACCCUGGCAUCGAUCACGCCCCGGGCACCAUUCAGCUGCACCGCAAAGGACGCCGGCUGGUUCACCUUGAGCCCCGUCUCCUGCAGAGGCCACAGAGGGUGCUCAGACUCCUGGCAGGGUCUGGAGGGCUCGUCUCUGCAGCCCGGCACUGAUCUCACUGCACGCCCAGCCCAGCUCAGGGAGGCUCUGAACAGGGCUGUGAUGGGAGGUGGAGGCAGGGUCUGUGGCCUUGGCAUCCACCUGCUAUGAGGUGGGGCCACCUGGCUGUGGCUGGGCAUGGUGGGGACGACACAUGACGUGCCCUGUCCUGGUUGAGGAGGUAAGACCCAGAAACCAUAAAGCAGGCCUGUCAGCAGAGAAGCCAGUGCUAGGACGGUGCUGUGUGUGGACUGCAAACAGUAGCUGGGAUGAGGAAGGAGGGGUGUGGCCUAGACUGCCCUGGGGGCGCUCUAUGGGGGAGGUGGGCCGAUGGGGAGGCUCCCAGGGGAGGUGAAGAUUGGGGCACAGAGCCCAGUUCUAAAGUAGGGGUAGGGGACAGGGGAGGAGAGGCACAAGGGCUCCUGAGGGGCAGCUGGGAGGGGGAAUGGAGUCCCCUGCUGUACAGACACUGGGAGAGAGGGGACAUCUGUCUGUCUGGACCUUCCAAGGUCACCGCUAAGUCCCUGGCCACAUGGGCCUGCCAUCCUCUACUUCUGCCCAUCUCUCAGGGUGGCAAAGGGGCCCCCAGGCACACACCUGGAGGCUAGUGACAGUGAGACGGCGAGCGUCGUCUGAGAGGGAGGCCACGGGUACCACAAAAGGGCUGUCUGGGAUGUGCUCAUCGUUGAACUUGAUGGAGACUUCAUAGUCACCUGGGGAGGGAAGGCCAGUCAGCACAGGCCCCAGGACUGGGGACAGCAGGGUGGAACCCCCUCCACCCUGGCCUCAUCCCAGAACAAGCUCCUGGGUCGGGGCUCAGCUCUGGAGACAGACGUGCAUUCCCAGGAGUGUGGGGUGGAGGGAGACAGGGCAGAGAAAGAGCGGCAGCCCAGGUGAAGAGUUGGUUCAGUAGCCCCAUCUCCUGCCUGGGCGAGCAGAAACCCAGUCUGGAAGGUCAGGCAGGCCCAGCCCCGUGGUGGACACCCACCUGGUUCCUGCACAACAUAGGAGACCCCACAGGAGCCAUCUUUGCGGUCCUCAAAUGCAAUCUCCGCCUUGCUGGGACCCUCCACAGCAAUAGACAGGCCCCCAGCACCCGCUUCUCGGGUCCAGAUGCUGAACUCGGCUGCAGAUGGAAACGGGACAGGGGCAGCUCCUCAGCACCAUGGUCCACCCUGGUGGCUGCCCUGCCCCCGCCCCCCGCCCUGGCCCCCUGCCCCUUACCUGGCACGCCGGCCACCCCUCGCUCCAGCCCUGUGCCUCCAGCUCGCACCUUAUGGGCACCGCCUUCACCCAGUGGCCCCACGGUGAACUGAAAGGGGCUGCCUGGCACAUGCUGGCCGCGGUACUUGACGGUGACCGUGUGGGGCCCCAUCUCCUGGGGCACAAAGCGCACACUGUACGCGCUGUCCUCUCCCUCCACGAUCUCUGCGGCUUCCGUCUUGCCUGACGGGCUGGUCACCUGUGCGGUCAUGUCCUGAGAGCUGGCCUCACCUGCAGCAGGUGGGGAAUGUCAGGGCGACACGGGGGCUGCUCCUGGCCCUGGCCCUUCCCUCCCUCCCUCAGUAAAACCCCCUCCUCCACUCAGACCAACAGCCGCCCCCUCUUGUCCCGAGGGACGGAGAGCCCAGCCUCCCUGUGAAGACCCCAGCCCCGCCCUGCUCACCCUCCUGCUGCCGGGUGAUGCUGCCAAAAGAGCCCAGGCGUUCCCGGCCCAGGAAGUCCCCGAAGACGGCGGGGAAGGGGUCUCCGCCAACCUGGGUGGACUCCUCCACCCGCACCUCACGCUUGGUCUCUCCGCCCCGAGUCUUGCUGAUCUCCGUGCGCUCUGUGCGGGUGUACGUGUGGCUGCUGCGCGUGAAGGUGCGCGUCAGGCGCUCCUGGGCCGACACCAUCUGGAACCAGUUCCCUGUGCGACGCAUGGAGCCCAAGGCGGGGAGGAAGGUAAGAAACGAGCCAGCAGGACAGAGACAGUGGGGGCAGGCCCUGGGCCUUCCCCAUUGCCCUGCUCCCGCCCCCACCCCCACCCCCCGGCUCCUGCCUCCCACCUGGGAUCUUGAGGUUGAGGUCACAGGUGCUGCCGAUGGUGGCAAUGGACGGCGCCUGCCUGCGCCGGGUGAUGCUUUCCUUCAUGCGGCCCUCGCCUGUAACCUUCACCGUGAAGGGGCUUCCUGUAGGGGAGAAAGGGAGGGUCGGGCGUCUCAGAUCACUCGUCGCUGGCCUCCUGGCCUGUCCCAGCAGCAGCUCAGCGCCUUACCAGGCACGUGCUUGUCGGCAAACUUGAUGUUGAUGAUGUAGGUGCCCGGUUCCGUGGGGCAGUAGGUAACUUUGCAUGUGCCGUCCUCCAUAUCCUCACAGUUGAUGUCCACCUUGCUAGGGCCUUCAAUACUCAGCCCCAGGCCCCCAUAACCUAGCAGGGAACAAGGGACACGUCUCCCUCAGUCCCCACUGCUGUUCUGCUCUCCCCUCCCCAAACUACAGGCUCUGUCCAGAACAGGCACCCAAGGUGUAUCAACCACUAACAAAAGAUGCCUCAGCAGGAGGAGAAGGGGUGAGCCAGGCACUGACCCAGAGGGUCGGGGAUAGGUAGUCUGGAAAAUUCCUAAGGCAGGCCUCUUGGGUUCUAGUGAGCAACAGAGAGCCAAACUCAGUAAAGCUGAGCUUUCUCUGAAACAUGGGAGAAGUGACAUGGGGACAUUCACUCUCCCCAAAGGGGCCCCAGAAUGUGAAUCUCAGCAGAGACUGGGCCAGGAAGUUCAGGGAGGAGUGUACGGCCAAGGGGCACGGGGCAGGAAAGGACUAGUCGUCACUGGCGGCACAAGCUGAAAUGAGGGGUCUCUGGGGCAAGAAGCACCUGCAUUACGAGUGUCCACGAUGAACUCCGCCACCUGGAACGUGUGUCCCUCGGACAGGCCCUUGCCCCAGACCCGCACCUUGCUGGCAUCCCCGAUCUCAGACGGUCCCACCAGGAUCUUGAAGGGGCUGUUGGUGACGUGCUUGCCGCUCUUGCGCACGCUCACCACAUGCUCCCCAACCUCCUUGGGGGUGAAGGAGAUGCCUGUUGGGAGGGAGGUCAGGCAUGAAUGGAGCCCUGGGCCUGGCAGUGUUCCUUUGCGGCUGCCCCCACCUUCCUCGCCCCCCCCACCCCGCCGGGCCCCUCCCAUGGCCCCGUGCUCACCAAUGUGCCGGUUGGGCAGGCGCUUCAGCAGGCAGGGCUCCUCGUUGCCCGAGGGGGCGCGGAUGCUGGCGGUCAGCAGGCUCAGGUCACUCUCGGUGAUCUUCAGUGACACAUCCGUGGAGGUGCCCACGUUCAGCUGUGACGUCCUCAUUGAGUCAUCACCUGGGGGAGAGUUGGCAUGUCAGGCAGUGUGACUCCAGGCAGGCCCUGCCCUCAUGGAGAUCAGGAGACUUCCUGGCAGCCCCUGCUGGACUCAACAGAGUCUGGGGACCACCCAGAGGCACAGAGAGACCAGGGAGAGCGCAGUCUCCAUUCACACCCAGCUCCCCUGGGGAUGCCCCAGUCCUGAAUGGGUUAAAUCCCUAAUUUACACGAAUGUAAAUCCUGAGUCACGUGAUUGCAUGGAACCGAAAAACUAGACUGGGCCAGACAGCCCAUAGCCCUUUCCUGCUGUGUGGCUCUGAUCAAGUUGCUUAGCCCCUCUGGGCCUGCUGGCUUCCUCAUCUAUCAAAAGGGAUUAUCAGUACCCUGACUUAAAAAACUCAACAAGAUUUGUUUUCAAAGGGUGGCUGGAUGUUUCUCACCUGCUCUAGAGGAUAGAGUGUUCCUUACAUUUAUCCAAAAAUGACCUCUUCCACCUCGAGGGGGCCCUACCCUAACGCCCCGGUGACUUACUUGAACAUGCUGGGCUUGCACAUCCGUUGUGUGCUGGGGUGUGUGUGGCAGGCUGUGUGCCCACACGUCCACCCACCUGUGAUCUUGGCUGUGAAGGGGCUCCCCGGAAUGUGCUUGUCGUCAAAUCGCACGAUGAUGCUGUAGUCUCCAGGCGCCGUGGGGAGGUAGGACACGGUGCAGGUGCCAUCCUUGUUGUCCUUGCAGGUGAUCUCUGCCUUGGACGGGCCCUCCACGGCCAGGGACAGACCCCCUGUGGGUGGAGGAAGGGCUGAGAUCAGAGGUCCUGCCCUCACCCCUGCACUGGCUGCCCCCACCCAGCUCCCCUCACCUUCCCCAGCAUCCUUGGUGACGAUGGUGAAGGUGGCCGGCUUGUUGACCAUGCCAUGGCUCAGGCCUGGCCCAUAGGCACUGACGUGGCGGCUGUUGAUGGCAUCCACGUAGAACUGCAGGGGGCUCCCUGGGGGUGGUCGGAGAAAGGGGGCUGGGUCAAUAGUGAGGACAGGAGCUGCCUGAGCCCACCUCGGCCCCCGCACCUCCCCACAGGCUCCCUGCUGAGCCCUGCAUCUCUGCCACAGGGGCCUCCCACCAGGGCACCAGACUUCCCAGGCCUCACAUGGUGUCUGCACACAGCAGGUGCUCAAUAAAGAUUUGUUGAAAGAAGGCAGAUGAGGGUGAAGUCACUAUGGGCUCCUCUCAGCCCAGCCAAGCCCAGCCUGGCCCCCGACUCACCAGGGAUGUGGUUGCCGUCAUACUUGAUCCCCAUCUGGUGCAGGCCUUUCUCGGUGGGUGCGUACCUCACCGUGAUGGUGCCAUCCUUGUUGUCAGUGAUGCUGGGCCGGGCGGUCUUCCCAGAGGGCAUCCGCACCUCCCCUGCCAGGCAGAGGGUUAAGUGGGGGACCCCAGUUUCUCCUACCUCAACCCCCUUUGCUGCCCCAGGCCCCCACUCCUGUGUGGUUCUGCUUCUACCCCAGAGGUCAGGCACCAGGAGACAGCCUGGAGCGUCAGGAUGAACCCUGACCUGGGAGACAGAAAGCUGGAGUCUGAGUUCCAGCUCUGCCCAACUUGCUGUGUGACCCUGGGUAGCUUGCUUCCCUGCUCUGGGCCUGGACGCAGGUGUCCUCCCUUUGAGCCCUCAUGCCUCAGGGCCCCGGGGCAGUACCUGUGAGCUCCCCUUUCUGCACAGUGAAGGGGAUGACCAGGUUGAAGGGUCUCAGCAUGGACUCCAUUGGCUCCACGGGCACCACUGGCUCCUCUGUGGCCUGUGGCAGGUGAGAGGGAACAGUCAUUGGCUGGGGAAGGCCUGGGGAGCUUGGCCUGAGCCAUGACUGAAGUCAGAGCAAAUGAGCAAAGAAAAAGAUGGUUAAUGGUGAAGACAGAGGGCAGGAGAGGCGUGUCAGCUGCAAGGGAAGAGGUGCCGCGCCCAGCCUGGGGAUCCGUCUGCCCAGCCUGACUCCCGCCUGCUCCCCCAAGAUGACGCCAAACCAUGCCCCAGUCCUGGCCCCUGAAGAAGAGAAGAAAUGAAGGAAGAGGAGGAGGGGGGCGAGGUGUGGCCCGGGUGGGAGGUGGCAGUGCCCAGUGUGCGGGGUAGGUACUGGGCCUGUGCAGCUGCUCAGUCAGAGGGCUCCUCCACGCGGGGCAUGGAGUCUCACGCCUGGGAAGCCAGGCGCGGGAGGGCACAGGACGCAGCAAGCCGGUACACGCCAGCUCGAGUGACCAUGAGCUGACGCAGAGAAUGGCCCAGGGACCUGAAGUCCCGGGCUACCCACAGGGCAGGAUGGAUAUCUUGGGUGCUCUACCCUCUGGAGGGCUUCAUCGUCCUGCAGGGCCACCCUGGGGAGAUAUACAGGGACAGUGGGCCCGGGGGUCAGAAGGAACACGGCAAGUUCCACCAGAGAGAGCUGACCAACCACCAGAGGGGACAGAAGCAGGGCUGUGCUCACCUCCUGGGUUGGGAGGCUGCAGGGAAAGCAAAGACUCGACUCUGGGGCACUCUGGGUCCCUGAUCCAUCAGAUGUGGGGACAGGUUCUGGGAUCCCCUGCUACCACUAAGAGGGCCCGGCCCACCUCCCCAGCCGCCCUAGUCCCACUGUGGCCGCGGAGCUUACCAGCACGUGGAAGGGACUGUUGGGGACGUGCUCGCCUCCAAAGCGGAUGGUGAUGACGUACUUGCCCGGCUUGGGCGCUGUGUAGUAGAUGUCGAAGGUGCCGUCGUGGUUCUCAACCACAUCUACGUCAAGCUCUGCCCCAUCCGGCGUGGACACCGUGCACGUCACCUUCCCCUUGCCUGCUGCCUUGGCGUCCACCGUGAUCACCGUCUCCUCCCCAAUCUGGAUGCGGGGGCCCAGGCAGGCACCUGCCACACAGGAAUGUUCGGUCAGGGGUCCGCGGGCCUGUGCCCAGCCCCCCACAGUUCCCCACUCUCCCACCACCUCAGCCCACAGCAGAAAGAGAGGAGAAGGGGCACUCACCCAGGCCAUGGCCUCCGAUGGACACUGGAAAUGGAGAAGAGUGUAAGCCACGCAGUGCUCAGGAUGGGGGGGUGGGGGAGGGGGAGGGGGAGGGGCAGGGGAGGCGGGGUGAGUGCCCACCUGUGACCAGGCACUUGCUGGCGUCCCCAGUGGGCAGGGCGUGGAUGCGGAAGGGCGAGUAGGGGAUCUCAUCGCCGCCAUACUUGAUGGUGAUGGUGUACCGGCCACUCAUGUCCGGGAGGUAGGACACGGUGUACGUGCCAUCCCCAUUGUCUCGGAUGUUGGCCUUCUUGGGCUUACCCUCAGGGUCCUGGGGGAGGAACAGAGGUCAAGGCCAGCCUGUGCCCAGAGCCUCAGCUGAGAGGGGGGCGGCACAUGGACUCACCAGGAUCUGGACAGUGAGCAAGCCCUCCCCAGCAUCCCGGGCAUCGAUGGUGAACUCCACAGGCAGGCUGGCAGGGAUGCCAGAGGCAUUGAGCCCGGGGCCACUGGCCCGCACCUUGCUGGCAUCGUGGGCUGGAAGCACCUUGAUCUUGAAGGGGCUUGAGGGGCAGAAGGGAUGGACAGUUGGCUCAAGCUCUGGGGCAAAGGGAAUCCCUUCUCGUUUGGGGCCUGGAGUCCUCCCCACAUUCAUGAGCAGGGGAGAUGACUCCUGGCAGGGAGGAGGGACCAGGUCACAGCCUGAGUCUGGGGGAGGGUCACACAGCUGUGCCCCUGACAAAGCCUGAGCAUUUCUUCUCCAUUCUCCAGGAAGAUGCCGUGAAUUGUUUAAAGAGGAGGAUGCAGGAGGCUGCCCUCUCGCACCUUUUUGUAGCUACAUGGUGCCUUUUCCCAAGGCACUAAUUUUGUAAAUUUUGUAUCUACAUGGAGGGACAGCCCAGCCAGAGGAGAGCCCCUGGGGCUGUGCCACCUCCAGGGUGGAGACAGGCAGGGGGCCCUGAGGAAGAGCGGGAUGGGGCAGCAGAGAUGGGAUGAGGCGAAGACAAGUAGGAGGGGUGUUUCCAGGGCCCUGCAGUGGCCCUGCAGGUGCGGCCCUGGUGGGAGCUCCCCAGAGCUCAGCACAGCACAGGAGCCCAAAGCUGGGCCUCACCUGCGUGGCACCUCCUGGUCGGCAUACUUGACAGCGACUGUGUAGGGCCCGUCGGUGGCUGGGGUGUAGUGCACGGUAUGGGUGCCAUCUCCAUUGUCACGCACCUCCACAGGCUCAGCCACACCUGGGCAAGGGGAGCAGGGUCAGCAAAGCCUCUUGGCAUCACUUCUGCCUCCCUCCACCCUGCCCCAGACAUUCCAUACCUGUGGGGCUCAGCACGGCCACCUGCAGGGCGGCCCGGCCAGCUUGGCUGCAGUCCACCUUGAAGGUCUGGGGUACCCGGGCCCUGACACCGGCUCCCAGCCCUGGGCCAGAGCACUUCACCUUCCCAGGGUCCACCACAUCCUUCACUGGCACCCGGAAUGGACUCCCUGCAAGGAGAGGGACAUCAGCGCCUACCCACCUGCCCAGGAGGGUCUACCUGACACCGACGAACGAGGAGGAGGACGACGCCUUCCUUGCCUUUGAAAUGCCCCAGGGAGACCAGACCAAAUGUGCAAACGCUUAGAGACUUGCUAAGAAAAUGUAAACAAGGAAAAUAAGCUUGGCUGCUUGGCUACGGACUGCGGCUGGGCAAAUCCACUUAUUUAGGCCACAAGCCUGGAAGAAGGCCUUCCUAAAUUAAUAAAAUGUUAAAAGUGGA
This is a messenger RNA of Globicephala melas (long-finned pilot whale), 26781 nucleotides long. RefSeq names its product kielin cysteine rich BMP regulator (gene KCP). The record is from RefSeq and is a predicted model, not a curated record. Gene Ontology annotation, cellular component: extracellular region. Gene Ontology annotation, molecular function: protein binding. NCBI's taxonomy places the organism in Eukaryota, Metazoa, Chordata, Mammalia, Artiodactyla, Delphinidae.